AUGAGCACUAACCUACAGUUUGUUAGGCCAUCCAUUGCCAAGAAGAUUCAUGACCCAACUAUUGAGGAUGCAUAUCAGAUCAAACUCAAAUCAACAAAGAAACAUGUAUUUUUAGAUGUACCUAACAUACUGGACACUGCAGGACAGGAUAGAUUUACAGCAAUGAGGGAACAAUACAUGAGAGGAGGUGAAGGAUUCCUACUUGUCUAUUCUGUCAUUGAUAGAAGAAGUUUGGAAAUGCGAAGAUAUAGAGACACAGUUAACAGAGUUAGGAAUUAUGACAAAGUUCCUAUUGUUUUAGUUGGAAACAAGUGUGACUUAGAGAGCAGAAGACAGGGAGAGCUCCAGGCAUUGAUUGCAUUAUUUGUUGCAUCAUUUGAGGAUUUUGCAUCAUUUGUAACAUCAUCUGACGCAUUUGAGGGUUCUGCAUAA
Molecule: messenger RNA, 432 nt
Organism: Gigantopelta aegis
Lineage: Eukaryota; Metazoa; Mollusca; Gastropoda; Neomphalida; Peltospiridae
Product: GTP-binding protein Rit1-like
Biological process (GO): Ras protein signal transduction
Cellular component (GO): plasma membrane
Molecular function (GO): calmodulin binding; GTPase activity; GTP binding
Source: RefSeq, a predicted model, not a curated record